Arabis nemorensis is the source of this 4611-nucleotide messenger RNA. The record is from the annotation of a GenBank genome assembly. Lineage: Eukaryota; Viridiplantae; Streptophyta; Magnoliopsida; Brassicales; Brassicaceae.
AUGGAAGCAAAGGUUCCUAGACCUAGGGGCAGACCGAGGAAACGCCAGAAAGUAGAGGAUGAUAAUCGAAAAUUGAACAAUCGAGGGAAGAAGCAGGUUUUGGAGGUGGAACCGGCAGUGCCAGUAUCCUUGCUUGGUCGUUAUGUGCUUAAAGACUUUGAUGACAAUGGAGCUUUUCUAGGGAAGAUAGUGUCCUAUGAGACUGGCUUGUACAGAGUGGAAUACGAGGAUGGUGAUUGCGAGGACAUGGAAAGUGCUGAUCUUCGUCGUUUAAUUAUUGGGGAUAGUUACUUGGACGAUGAACUAUGCGUUAGAAGGGUUAAACUAGAUAAACUCAUAGUGAAGAAGGAGGAGAAAAGGAAAAUAAAUUACCCGGAUAACAAAGAGGUUGUGCCCCCAAAUCAAGUAAAUGGAGUCCAUGCACCCGCAUCUGAGGCGGAAGUUGAAGAUGGUGAUUCAUUUUGUGAUUCAGAUUCAUCUGAUUGUGAAGAUAAGAGAGGUUCAGAUUUUGAAACUGAGGCUCCUCUUGUUCUACCAGUGGAAUUACCUCCUUCAUCAGGAACAAUUGGUAUCCCAGAGGAUGCUGUGGUACAUCUCUUAUCUGUUUACGGGUUCUUAAGGUCAUUCAGUUUUCAGCUAUAUAUCUGCCCAUUUGAACUGGAUGAUUUCGUGGGAGCGUUGAAAUUCUCAGGACCAAAUUCUCUGUUGGAUGCUGUUCAUGUGGCCUUGAUGCGGGCAUUGAAGGUUCAUCUUGAGACACUCUCCUCAGACGGGUCUGACCUGGCUUCAAAAUGCUUGAAGUGCAUUGAUUGGAGCUUGCUCGAUGUGCUAACUUGGCCUGUUUAUUUGGUUCAGUACUUUGCUGCAAUGGGGCAUGCAAGUGGGUCUCAGUGGAAUUUUUCUUACAAAUUUCUUGUGGAAAUGGAGUAUUAUUCCUUACCCAUUGGGAUGAAAUUGAAGAUCCUGCAAAUUCUCUGUGAUGACAUCUUUGAUGUAGCAGAUCUAAGAAGCGAAAUAGAUGCCCGCGAAGAAUCUGAAAUUGGAUUUGAUCCUGAUAGAAUUGUCACUAAUCUUCCUGAAAAUGGACCUAGACGGGUCCACCCCAGAUUCUCUAAAACCUCAGCUUGCAAGGAGAAAGGGGUUAUUGAUAUGGUCCCAAUAAAACAGGGGAUAAGCUUAACAAACGAUUCUGAACCUUUGGGCUCAGAUCUGGAUGGAAACAGCGAUGAAUGUAGGAUAUGUGGAAUGGAUGGGACGUUGCUUUGUUGCGAUGGAUGUCCUUUAGCAUAUCACUCAAGAUGCAUUGGUGUGGUCAAAAUGUAUAUACCAGACGGGCCAUGGUUUUGUCCAGAGUGCACUAUUGACAAAACGGGGCCAAAGAUUGCUCAUGGAACUUCACUUAGAGGAGCUGUACAGUUUGGAAUGGAUCCUCAUGGACGACUCUUCUUGGGUACUUGCAAUCACUUACUGGUGCUUAACAUAGCUGUCAAUGGAGAUGGAGUUGUCAAGUACUACAAUGUCAAUGACGUAUCAAAAGUUGUACUAGUGCUUUUAUCUGCAUCAAACCAUACACUAGAAUAUCUGGAUAUUUGCAAAGCGAUCGCCCAAUACUGGGAUCUUCCUGAUGGUAUAAUUUCCUUGAGAGAAGGGGAGAUUGGUUUAGCUCAAGCAAAUGAUAAAGAGGAUGGCAAGGUUUCAGAAAUGAACAAGUCCGAUAGUGCAAACUUUUCCAGUAGGAAUGAUACGCAUAAUGCUGUUAUAAGAGGUUCAAGUGGAACGCAGGAGAAGAAAAUGGCUGCUGGUGUUACAUACUUGGGUUUAUCGUUUAAACCCCAAGCAUACAAUAAUCAUUACACAAAUGGGGAAUUGGCUGUAUCGGCAGCUGCCACUUUGGCUGUCUUAACUUCAGAAGAAACCCAUGAACCUGAUCUUCGCAAGUACAGUAAUCCCAGGAAAGCUGCGUCAAGUAACAUCUUAGUGCAGAUGAAAGCAUUUUCAUUAGUAGCCUCACGUUUCUUCUGGCCAAGUCCUGAUAAGAAGGACAUUACAAGGGAAAGAUGUGGUUGGUGUCAUUCUUGCAAACUAACAUCUGCAAGCAGGAGAGGGUGCAUGUUAAAUGCAGCUGUAACGGGUGCCACAAAAGGUGCUAUGAAGAUCUUCAGUGGCCUUUUUCCUCUAAAGAAUGGGGAGGGAGUGCUUUCAAGUAUUUCAGCAUAUGCUCUAUAUCUGGAGGAAAGCUUGCGUGGUCUGAUUGCUGGCCCAUUUCUUAGUGAAACUCUUAGAAAACAGUGGCGUAAGCAGGUAGAGGAAGCCUCAACAAGCAAAGAUCUAAAAGCACUCCUACUUGAACUUGAGGAAAAUAUUUGCAGUAUUGCUCUGUCAAGUGAUUGGUUUAAACUGAUGGAUGAUUGGUUGAUAGAACUUUCUAUGUUCCAAAGUGGUCCUGUUACUGUUGGGGUUACACAGAAACGUGGACCUGGUAGGAGGAGACAAAGGAACCAGGCUGAAGUUUCAGCUGAAGGUUGCGACGAUGAUAGCUUUACUUGGUGGCGAGGGGGAAAGUUAUCAAAAGUUAUACUAUUGAAAGCAGUUUUGUCACAGUCAGCAGUAAGGAAAGCAGCUUGGCAAGGCGGUUCUAAAAAGAUAUCUGGAUUUAGUUAUGGUGAUACUUCUUACAUCCCUAAGAGAAGCAGACGGUUUAUUUGGAAAGCUGCAGUUGAUAGUAGCAAGAACAUAUCUCAGCUCGCUCUUCAGGUAAGAUAUCUGGAUAUGAAUAUAAGGUGGAGUGAACUUGUACGGCCAGAGCAAAAUCUCCAGGAUGUCAAAGGCUCAGAGUCAGAUGCCAACGUUUUCAGAAACGCUCGUAUAUGUGACAAAAAGAUUAGUGAUGACAAGGUCAGCUACGGAGUUUUCUUUGGAAAUCAAAAGCAUCUGCCAUCACGCGUCAUGAAGAAUGUAGUUGAGGUCGAGAAAGCCCAAGAUGGAAAUGAAAAGUAUUGGUUUCAGGAAGCACGUGUUCCCUUAUACUUGAUCAAAGAAUUUGAAGAGAGUUUGCAUAGAGUACAAAUGCCUUCAACAAGGAAGUUAUUAAAGAAAUUUUCAAAGCUGCAGAGAAAGCAGCUGAAAGCUUCCCGCAUGGACAUAUUUUCAUAUAUAGCGUCAAGGAGGGACAACAUGGAGAUAUGUUUGUGUGCCUCAUGUCAUCAUGAUGUUCUAUUGCGUUCAAGAAGAAAUUUCGCUAUACCUGAAAUAGAGUUUAGAUCAAGAAUAAUGAGAUGCUGUGAUAGAACUAAAGAUUACGGAUUUUGUCACAAUGAGUGCACUUGGAAGUCACAGCACACAAAUGGAAAAGUUGAAGUUCUGGUCACCUGCAAACGUUGCUACCUCGCAAGAACUCGUUCUCCAACUAAUAUCAGUCACAAACAGACGACCUCACCCCAGCUCAUGAUCAAUGGACGACAUGCAAAUGCAGUCACUCCAGUAAUCAAGAUUAAGCCUCCUAGUCAACAACUACCGUCUCAGAAAACGCAGGAGAAGACUUCGGGAGUCAAACAAAUCACACCUGAUUCUAAUGUGGCAUCCAAGAGUAAACAGAAGACAUUGUCCUGUGGAGUCAUAUGGAGGAAAAAAAACUUGGAGGACACAGGUGUUGAUUUCAGGAAUCAAUACAUUUUGUUGGCUGGAAGGUCAGAUAAACCCAGCCUGGAACCGGUUUGUGGGAUCUGCCAACAGCCGUACAAUCCUGGUUUGACGUAUAUCUACUGUACAAAAUGCGAAAAGUGGUUUCACACUGACGCUCUUAAGCUUGAGGAUUCACAAAUUCCUGAAGUGGUUGGGUUCAAGUGUUGCAAAUGUCGUCGUAUACGAUCACCUGAUUGCCCUUAUAUGGAUCCUAAACUCAAGGAACAAAAGCAGAUCAAAAGAAUAGUCUUCAAGAACCAGAAACAAAGGCAAGGGAAUUCCGGGUUGGAUUCUGAUUCUGAAAGAAUGUCCGAACAAAAAGACUCGAAACCUUCUACUCCCUUGCCUGCAACUCCUUUAUAUCCCCCAGAAGACGCAUUUUUCCCAGAUGAUGAUCCUCUCCUGGUCUCGGUUUCCAAAGUUGAAGAAAUCACACCCACUAAUAUGGAUCUUGGUUGGGACACGGUUGCUUCUGCGCCUGGACCGCAGAAGCUGCCAGUUAGAAGACAAGCGAAACGAGAAGACUCCUGUAUCGACCCACAGCCUUUUGUGAAACAUGAAGCCGAGCAAGAAGAGUCUUUGCCUGUUGUCACAGAAUGGGAUACGUCUGGUGAGCUAUUAUUCGACUACGAGGACAUGGAAUUUGAACCGCAGACCUAUUUCUCACUGACCGAGUUACUGUCGGCCGAUGAUACUACUAGUGGUGGUCAGUACGAGGUAAAUGGUGAUGCGAAGUUAGUGGAAGCAACAGAAGAAGGAGAAGACGAGAUGGGUCCAUGUCAGAGAUGUUUGCAAAUGGAGCCAAGACCUGAUCUUUUGUGCACAGUUUGUGGAUUGCUAAUACACUCUCACUGUUCUCCAUGGGAGGAGGAACCAUCGUCUGUGACUGGAUAUGGGCCCUGGAACUGUGGUCAGUGCCGUGAGCCUUGA